AUGGACACCAUAAUCAGUCAUCUCCUGGUGCUGGGAACGCCUCGCAACAUGAGGACCAUUAUUUUAGUGUCAUUCGUGGCUGCGUUGAGCGUGGCAGCUGCUGCUCCUGACGGUUGCUGUGGUGGAAGCCAUGGAGGCGGAGGCCACGGAGGUGGAGGAUAUGGAAGAGGAGGUGGAGGAGGCGGUGGCCAUGGAGGCGGAGGAGGCGGCGGAGGCAGAGUGGUGAAAGCAGAGCUUGUUGGAGUUGGCACUCUACCUAGCACCGGAGGAGGAGGAGGUGGAGGAUCAGGAGGUUAUGGCUCCAGCGGAGGUGGCUCUCGAGGCGGCCACGGCAGAUCCAGCGGUGCCAGCAUUGUCCGAGCUGAGCUGGUCGGAGUUGGCACUCUUCCCAGCACUGGCGGAGGAGGAGGCGGAGGCUCAGGAGGCUAUGGUUCCAACGGAGGUGGAUCUCGAGGCGGCCACGGCAGAUCCAGCGGUGCCAGCAUUGUCCGAGCUGAGCUGGUCGGAGUUGGCACUCUUCCCAGCACUGGCGGAGGAGGAGGCGGAGGCUCAGGAGGCUAUGGUUCCAGCGGAGGUGGCUCCCGAGGCGGCCAUGGCAGAUCCAGCGGUGCCAGCAUUGUCCGGGCACAGCUGGUUGGUGUUGGCAGCCUACCCUCAGGCGGGGGCAGCGGGCACGGUUCCAAUGCUAUUUCCACCGGUGGGGGAUAUGGCGGAGAUAAUGGCUGGUAAAUCGUUCUUUCAUUAGAGAACAACAACGUAUUUUUUUAUCGUGUGCGAAUAAACAAGUAAAUGACC
Penaeus chinensis is the source of this 795-nucleotide messenger RNA. RefSeq names its product glycine-rich protein DOT1-like. The record is from RefSeq and is a predicted model, not a curated record. The coding region runs from base 1 to 729 and encodes 242 amino acids. NCBI's taxonomy places the organism in Eukaryota, Metazoa, Arthropoda, Malacostraca, Decapoda, Penaeidae. The transcript has 2 exons.